This is a messenger RNA of Tinamus guttatus (white-throated tinamou), 458 nucleotides long. The record is from RefSeq and is a predicted model, not a curated record. Lineage: Eukaryota; Metazoa; Chordata; Aves; Tinamiformes; Tinamidae.
AUGGAUGGAUACUCCAGCAAUGUGCCAGCCUUCCUAACCAAGCUCUGGACGCUGGUGGAAGAUCCUGAAACCAACCAUCUCAUCUGCUGGAGCACUAAUGGCACGAGCUUCCAUGUGUUCGACCAAGGCCGGUUUGCCAAGGAGGUGCUGCCCAAGUAUUUCAAACACAACAACAUGGCCAGUUUUGUCCGGCAGCUGAACAUGUACGGCUUCAGGAAGGUGGUGAACAUUGAGCAGGGCGGCCUGGUGAAGCCCGAGCGGGACGACACCGAGUUCCAGCACCUCUGCUUCCUGCAGGGCCACGAGCACCUCCUGGAGCACAUCAAAAGGAAGGUGUCAGUAGUGAAAAGUGAAGAGACCAAGAUGCGUCAGGAGGACCUCAGCAGGUUGCUAUACGAGGUACAGAUACUGAGAAGUCAGCAGGAGAACAUGGAGUGUCAAGUGCAGGACAUGAAGCA